This is a messenger RNA of Carya illinoinensis, 5877 nucleotides long. RefSeq lists its product as uncharacterized. The transcript has 8 exons. NCBI's taxonomy places the organism in Eukaryota, Viridiplantae, Streptophyta, Magnoliopsida, Fagales, Juglandaceae. The record is from RefSeq and is a predicted model, not a curated record. Bases 429 to 4253 code for a protein of 1274 amino acids.
UAUUAACCGAACCCUCCCUCCCAAUGCCAGUCCACUCUCUCUCUCUCCCUCUCUCUCCAAAUAUAUUCACAGAGAGCACCAAAUCUCCAUUUUCUCUUCGACCAAAAACCCCUACCUCCUCCUCCAUCACUCUAUCUAAAUCUCUUCCAGUUCUCGCCAAGCCAAUCCAAUCCAAUCCAAUCCGUGGGCUCACCUCCAAGCAGCACCGUUUCGAUCGGUGGACUCGUCGAUUUGUAAUUUACGAAUUAAUUCUUGUUUUUUUUUUUUUUUUUUUUAUAAUCAAUUUGCGUAUUCCGCAAUCCGAUUCGAUUGAAUUUUCGGUUAAUCGAUCGGAUUCGAUCCUUACCGGGCCGGGAACGUGGGCGGUUAUCAAGGGACGGGAAUGGAAGCAUCGGUGAACGAAUUUACACGCGCCUGAAAAAGAAAAAAUGCCAGGUCUAGUUCACAGGAAUGGACAAUUUAUUAAUGGUUCAACCGCGUCGUACACGCUCUCGGCCAACGGGUUUUGGUCCAAGCAUGGCGACGAUGUUAGCUAUAACCAGCUCCAGAAGUUCUGGAGUGAGUUGUCACCGCAAGCUCAGCAGGAGCUUCUGAGGAUCGACAAGCAAACCCUCUUUGAGCAAGCUCGUAAAAAUAUGUACUGCUCUAGAUGCAAUGGGUUACUGCUUGAAGGUUUUUUGCAGAUUGUCAUGUAUGGAAAGUCUUUGCAGCAGGAAGGAUCAGUUGGGCACCUUCCCUGCAACAGACAGGGGGACUCAAAAACUCAAAAUGAGAGUAUUGAUAACGGUUGCCAAGAUGAGAUUCAAGAUCCAUCUGUACAUCCUUGGGGAGGUCUAACCACAACACGUGAUGGGUCACUGACACUUAUGGAUUGCUAUCUGUAUGCAAAGUCUCUCAAGGGUCUCCAAAAUGUAUUUGACAGUGCACGUGCCAGGGAACGGGAACGAGAGUUGCUUUAUCCCGAUGCCUGUGGUGGGAGUGGUCGUGGUUGGAUAAGUCAAGGAAUUGCGAAUUAUGGCAGAGGGCAUGGGACAAGGGAAACAUGUGCACUGCACACUGCCAGGCUUUCUUGUGAUACUUUGGUGGAUUUCUGGUCAGCUCUUGGAGAAGAAACCCGGCAGUCUCUUCUAAGGAUGAAGGAAGAGGAUUUUAUUGAGAGGCUUAUGUACAGAUUCGACAGCAAGAGAUUUUGCAGAGAUUGCAGAAGGAAUGUCAUUCGUGAGUUCAAGGAGCUAAAGGAGUUAAAGCGCUUGAGGAGAGAGCCCCGCUGCACUAGUUGGUUUUGUGUUGCAGAUACAGCCUUUCAAUACGAGGUAUCUGACGACACACUUCAAGCUGACUGGCGCCAAACUUUUGCUGACACUGUGGGAACAUACCAUCACUUUGAGUGGGCAGUUGGAACGGGAGAGGGAAAAUCUGAUAUUCUGGAAUUUGAAAAUGUUGGAAUGGUUGGAAAUGUCCAAGUCAGUGGCCUAGAUCUUAGUGGUUUAAGUGCAUGUUUUGUCACUCUGAAAGCUUGGAAGUUAGAUGGCCGCUGCACUGAGCUUUCGGUGAAAGCUCAUGCAUUAAAAGGUCAACAAUGUGUACAUGGCAGGCUUGUUGUUGGGGAUGGUUUUGUGACAAUCACCAGAGGGGAAAGUAUCAGAAGUUUUUUUGAGCAUGCUGAAGAGGCCGAGGAAGAAGAGGAUGAUGAUUCCAUGGACAAGGAUGGAAAUGAGCUUGAUGGAGAAUGCUCCCGUCCCCAAAAACAUGCGAAGAGUCCUGAACUUGCUCGAGAGUUUCUUCUAGAUGCUGCAACUGUAAUUUUUAAGGAACAGGUUGAAAAGGCUUUUAGAGAAGGAACAGCACGCCAAAAUGCACACAGCAUCUUUGUUUGCCUUGCACUGAAACUGCUGGAAGACCGUGUUCAUGUUGCAUGCAAAGAAAUCAUCACAUUAGAAAAGCAGAUGAAACUUCUUGAAGAAGAAGAAAACGAGAAGCGUGAAGAAGAAGCACGCAAAGAGAGAAGAAGAACAAAAGAAAGAGAGAAAAAACUUCGAAGAAAGGAAAGGUUGAAAGAGAAAGAAAAGGAUAAAGAUAAAAAAUGUUCGGAGUCAAAUCAAACUCCUCUUCAUCCUGAUGUCUCAAAGGAAGAAUUGCAUGAGGGUCCAAAUAAUCUCCUCAGCUGCCGGGAUUCAGUUAGUGAAGGUGAUACUAUUCAAUUUAGGCCUGGAUCUCCUGAUAUUCAAGAUGAUUUCUCAAAUGGGUAUAUUAGUUCAAGAAUACAAGAUUACUCUUAUGAUAGUCCUGAUGGGGAAAUUACCUAUGGGAAAGAUUGGAAUGAUUCUUUUACGGAUGAGCAAUCAAGUUUUUCUCGUCAGAGACUAAAAUUUCGGAAAGAAGUUCAACUGGAUCCAUCUUUGAAGUGGUCUGACAGACACCGAUAUGUAACAGCAGAAUUUGGGACUGCGGUUCAGAGAUCUGAGCCAAGAUACCAUGGUGAUAAUUGUGAGACUCCUUCCAGGGGCAUGAAUGGAUCUAAUAGGCAGUUAAGGAUGAAUGCUCCAAAGUCCAAUGGUCGACAUUGUGGCCCUAAGUUUUGCAGCAACAGAUUGAGUGAAAGAUUUGACCUCAAUUCUUGCAGCUGUAACCAGAAUAAUGAAUAUAGAGCGAGGAUUGAUCCACAUGUUUCUACAAUCAGAGUAAGUCGGGAUUUUAGAUCUGCAAGCAAGUUAGAGUCUGCAUUGGAUGUGUCCAAGCAAUUUUAUCGUGGUAACAAGUAUAAUCAAAUAGAAUACUUGCGAGCUGGUUGUGAGAAACCCAAAAACAAAGCCAUCUCAGGGAACAAUCCUCCUGGCAAAGAGGUGCUUCACUCCAAGAAGGUUUGGGAACCCAUGGAAUCACAUAAAAAGUAUCCACGAAGUAACUCAGACUCCAACUUUACCUUGAGGUCAUCUACUUUCAAGGUUGAAGGGGCAAAGCCUGAUAAUAACUUUGCCAAGUCAUCUGAUAGCGAUAGUCAUUGUGAACACAGUGAAGAUUCAGCUGUUAUUGAUCGGGAGGAUAGUAAUUCAAAGGAAUCAGAACUUCAUGGCUUAGAAACUGAUGGGCCCUCCGAGAAUGAAUUUAAUGUGGGAGCAAAGGGCCAAUGCAACUCAAUUGAAGCGGCUACUGAGGAUACUGGAUCAUGUGCAAUCAGUUCUGCAGUGAAUUAUGAUAAAUCAGCAUCUAAUGGGACCUCAGAUCCCAUCAUGAGUAGCACAUUGAGUUCUGAUAGCUUCUCAUCAUGCCUGAGUGAGGGUGACAGCAAUACGGCCUCUUCAAACCAUGGAAAUCCGGAAUCCUCUUUCACAUCAGAUUCAGAAGAUUCCAGCCAGCAAUCAGAAGGAAGAGAAUUAUGCGCCCGUAAUGGCUUCUCUAAGUGUCAGGAAGUUACAGUGGAGAAAAAUGAGAAUUCAGAUGGCGGGAAGGUCAUGGGAAGCAGCACAUCUGUUGGUCUUUCAUUGGAUGGAUUGGGAAGUGUUGGUCUGGGGAAACCAGCAACGGGAGUCUUGCAAGUUUUUGAUAAUGGAUCGUCUGCUGUUAGCAUUGGUUCUCAACCUCAAGGCAUGCUUCCUUCAAUGCAUAACCAAAACAUACACUUUCCAGUGUUUCAAUCUCCUUCAACGUUGGGUUUUUACCAUCAAAACCCAGUUUCAUGGCCAGCAGCUCAUGCUAAUGGAUUAAUGCCCUUCCCCCAUUCCAACCACUAUUUAUAUGCUAGCCCUCUUGGGUUUGGUAUAAAUGAAAACUCACGUUUCUGUAUGCAAUAUGGUCCGCUGCAGCAUCUAGGUGUGGCUGCCCCGGUAUUUAAUCACAACCCAGUCCCAGUUUAUCAACCAGUUGCCAGAGCCAGUGGUGUAAAUGCUGAUGAGCAAACUCGGAUUGCUAAGCUAGGUGCAGGACAAGAAGCUUUUAAUAAAGCUAAUGCAGAGAAGGCAGUUAAAGCAAGACUGCAUCCAAAAGAAGCACCAGGAAAUGAAGUGGGGCAAAAUGAUAAUCCGUCCAAAUUGCAUACGGGUAACUCAGGGUUUUCCUUGUUCCAUUUUGGUGGGCCUGUGGCUGGAUGUAAACCAGACCUGAUUGCUCGGAAAGAAGGGGUUAUUGGGGAUUUUCCUCAAGAAUAUCCAACCAAUCAUGUCGACAGUGAUUGUUCUUCGAAUAAGAAAGAGAGUAUGAUGGAAGAAUACAACUUGUUUGCAGCAAGAAACGGUAUAAGGUUUUCAUUUUUCUAAUAUAGUAACGAGAAGGUGUGAAUUGCUGUUGAGUAUUUCAGUUCCCAUCUUCUUGUUUGGAAAUGGUUUGAGUACUUUGUAAUUCGGUGAACAAUAAUCUUCAGAAAUUCCAAUUUUUUACUUGCAGUAUCCUUAAUUUUGUGUUAUCCCAUUUCUCUCAUUAUAUUUCCUAAUGUAGAGAAGAGGAAAAGAGAAAGGAUUCAAGAGUGCAUACCGUUUGAAGAGUUUUCUAUAUGAAGUCUUGGUUCUUUUCCCCAUUAAUGAAGGAUUUGUUGGCAUCAAUCAUUUUCAUUUGAUUCUGGUGCAAGUUGUUUGGAUUAUAAGGUUCAUACGGAUUUAUGCAGGAAAUGACCCAGAAAAGAUACCCAGAGAGUUGCUACAAAAAUCAAACCUUGAGCGCCGUAAAAACGCAACGACUUUUCCAAGUUAUUCUCGCGCUAUCUGCUAGAGCCUAGAAGCAGAGAUGACAGAAAUGAAGCCUUGAACCGGGCCUAGGCCCAAUUGGAUUGUGGCUUUCUUCCAGCCCACUCUUCGGAUUAAAUUAUUAAAUAUUUAAUAUUGUCUAAAAUAAAUAAAUAACACUCACAAUGCUCCCAUCGGAACUUCCGCGAGAAAACAGUACUUUCUCGUCCUUCUUUCCCCACGCUUCCCUAACACUCGCACCUACUACUCCCAUGGCCACACCCCAGCUCUUCUCCUCCUUCAAAUACUACGACAGCCUCACCUUGGUGGCCAUUUCAUUGUGCACUGCCGUAGUUUGUGAGGCCAUCUCCUGGCUCCUCAUCUACCGCACCAACUCUUACAAGUCCCUCCGUUCUUCCAUCGACAAGGCUUCCAAGAAGCUCGAGACGAUGAAGACCGAGUCCUCUGCCAAGAUCGCCAAGAAAUCCAAGACCAAGAAGAUGGACCGCGUCGAGACCAGUCUCAAGGAGUCCAGCCGUGACCUCUCCCUCUUCAAGUUCAAGUCCGGCGCCGUCGUCGCCCUCGUCCUCUUUGUUGUCUUCGGUCUCCUCAAUUCGCUCUUCGAAGGCAAGGUUGUCGCCAAAUUACCCUUCGCACCCUUCAGGAUCGUUAUGAAGAUGAGCCACAGAGGUCUAAAUGGCGACGAUCCCACCGAUUGUUCCAUGGCCUUCUUGUACUUCCUCUGCUCGAUUAGCAUCCGCACCAACCUGCAAAAGUUCUUAGGGUUUUCACCGCCACGUGGUGCCAGCGCCGGCCUCUUCCCCAUGCCAGAUCCCAAAACCAAUUGAUCCGGUCCAACGCUACACUUUUCUUGUUGUUUUCAAAUUAGGACUUUGUCUUUUAAAUGCUAUAAUGAGAAUAAUGAGAAGUAGGAUCGAAAAUGAAUGGUGAUUGAGAUGUAUUUUAAUUGGUUGAGCUCGUGUAAAAUUAUUGCUGAUUCAGAGGCGGGAAAUGAAGCGGCUAGUGUGGUGACCUUUUGGAAGGUAUAUUUAGGACUUUACGCUCAUUGAUUGUGAAAUAUUUCUUAAAGUUGACAUUGUAUCGACCUGAAACCACUUCCAUCUAACAUGUCAUCUUUGAUUUAAUAUUCUGCCCGCAGCAUGCGUGCUAUUUUGUAGUCGUUGAGAAUUUUCAUGUAGAUAUUUUGUUGUUUGUCUGUGCA